CAAAUACAAAAAAGGACUUGAUUAUUUGGGCCUAAUGGCCCAUAUAUUUUUAAAAAUAUACCGGGCCCAGAUUCACACUCACAGAUACGUCGUCGUUUUUGUGUCGUUUGGGGUUGACUCUGAAGAAUUUCUUUCCUCACAAGACACAAAAACAAUGUUAAGUACACUAGUGUCAUCCUCAUCCAGAUUCUUCUCUUCUUCAAUCGGAAAAACUUCUUCGCUCUAUAGAUCCUCGAUUCCUUCGUUUUCUCGCUUAUCAGUGCGAUCAAUGGCGGAUUCAGCUUUCAGGAAAAUUCAGAUCCAAAGAGAUGACACUACAUUUGAUGCCUAUGUGGUCGGUAAAGAUGAUGCGCCUGGGAUUGUGGUGAUUCAAGAAUGGUGGGGUGUUGACUUUGAGAUCAAGAACCAUGCUAUUAAAAUCUCACAACUUGAGCCUGGAUUCAAAGCCCUUAUACCUGACUUGUAUCGAGGAAAGGUUGGUUUGGAUACUGCAGAGGCACAGCAUCUAAUGGAUGGCCUUGAUUGGCCAGGUGCUAUCAAAGAUAUCCGCGCUUCUGUUAAUUGGCUAAAAUCCAAUGGCUCAAAAAAGGUUGGUGUCACUGGAAUGUGCAUGGGAGGUGCAUUAGCUAUAGCUAGCUCUGUAUUGGUUCCUGAGGUGGAUGCUGUUGUUGGAUUCUAUGGAACCCCUUCCUCAGAGCUCGCAGAUCCAGCACAAGCUAAGGCACCUAUUCAGGCUCAUUUUGGAGAGCUCGACAAUUUUGUCGGUUUUUCUGAUGUCACGGCAGCAAAGAAUCUCGAAGAGAAGCUGAAAGCGUCUGGAGUAGCACAUGAAGUUCACAUCUAUCCAGGUAAUGGACACGCGUUCUUGAACAGGAGUCCAGAAGGAGUGAGCAGAAGGAAAAGCAUGGGACUUUCUGAUGAAGAUGAAGCCGCAGUGGAGCUUGCUUGGUCUCGCUUCACCUCCUGGAUGAAACAGUACUUGGCUUAAGCUUUCUUCCAUCAGGCAGCAAUGGUUGAUGUAAGUCCCAAAACGUUGUGUGAUGCCCAAUCAUCUUUAAAUAAGGACAUUGCUCUUAGAACUUUUAAUCUGAACCAAAUAAAGAGGUUUGUUUACUUGUGAAUCAGUAUUGAGUGGAAAUGUUCGAAGCCUUUUUUGUAAAUUAGGACUAAUAUCGAUGUGUCUCGUCUUUUUGUAAUUGUAAUGAGUUCAAUCCCGGAAACUAGGAAAUGAUAGUGUACAUGUAGUAAAACUGAAUUACUGCCAAGUCUGUUAUAUCAGCUUAUAAGUACUCAAUUGUGAAUACAUCAAAGACAUUCUCCUAGCAAGGCGUUUCCGCUUAGGCUGCACACGUCGGCUCUCUCAAUGGUCUCCCAUGCUUAGCAAACUCAUGUAAUCACAAGUUUCUUUGUAAUAGUUAUCUAAGGCUUUUUUAAAAAAUUUGGUCUUAGAAGCUCCUUGCCCCAAGCUUUUGUAAAUAAACAUGUUCCUUUUGGUAAUAUAAUUCACAUUUUAUCAAAAAAA
Molecule: messenger RNA, 1522 nt
Organism: Arabidopsis thaliana (thale cress)
Lineage: Eukaryota; Viridiplantae; Streptophyta; Magnoliopsida; Brassicales; Brassicaceae
Product: alpha/beta-Hydrolases superfamily protein
Exons: 5
Coding region: 35-988 (317 amino acids)
Molecular function (GO): acyltransferase activity, transferring groups other than amino-acyl groups; acetyl-CoA C-acetyltransferase activity; hydrolase activity
Source: RefSeq, marked reviewed